Molecule: messenger RNA, 2654 nt
Organism: Neolamprologus brichardi
Lineage: Eukaryota; Metazoa; Chordata; Actinopteri; Cichliformes; Cichlidae
Source: RefSeq, a predicted model, not a curated record
AGUCACAUAUCUUUGCUAGCUUGGAAUUAACAAGCGUGGCCAUGAGAUGAUCUUAACCGUCACCCCUCCUGUUUUUGAUCCCCGCCUCACACUUCGCAGGAAAACAGCCAGUAAUGCCAGUAAUACGGGCACAGGUCCAAGUUCGAUGACGCAAAGACUGUGACUUCGCCUCCCAUCCCCUCUUCGUCUUCAUCAUCUCCACGUCCCUGCUCUGCGUGUCUCUCCCGAUGCCUCGCUCUUGUCGGAAGGGAGACAGCGACAGACAGCAGACAGGAUGACAAACCAGUCGACAGCCAACCAGUCCAACGCAAACAAGGAGAAGGAGAAAGAAAACCAGCAAGAUGACAACACAGAGAUGGCAUAUAAAGAUGCUGGCCAUUGUAGCCGCAACACACACAACCUGCUGCUGGGACUCACGGUUAUGGGCGUCGUCAUGGGAGCCGUUUUUGGGAUGACGCUGCGGUACAUGCAGGUGACAGACAGCGCCGCCCUCACAAUGGUUUCCUUUCCUGGAGAAAUCCUUAUGAGGAUGCUGAAGAUGCUCAUCCUGCCUCUUAUCAUCUCCAGCCUUAUCACAGGGCUUGCUGGUCUAGACGCGCGCUCCAGUGGAAGGAUGGGUAGCCGAGCCAUGGUGUACUACAUGUCCACCACUGUAAUCGCUGCCGUCCUCGGGGUCAUCCUGGUGUUGGGGAUCCACCCAGGGAACCCUAAGCUGAGGGGAGACAACUCAUCAUCCACAUCCACGAAAAACCAGGAAGUCAGCAGUCUGGACGCUUUCCUUGACCUGAUUCGAAACCUCUUCCCAGAAAACCUGGUGCAAGCCUGCUUCCAGCAGGUUCAGACGGUGCUGAAAAAGGUGCCGGUCGCAGCACCGAACCAAACUGAGCCCAUAUUAGUGAACAGGAAAAAACUGGAAUACAAAUGGGGCAUGAACGUCCUCGGUUUAAUUGGCUUCUUCAUCACCUUUGGGAUCUGCAUGGGCCGGAUGGGCGAGCGUGGGAAAGUCAUGUGUGACUUCUUCAACAUCCUCAAUGAAAUUAUCAUGACGAUGGUGUCCAUGAUCAUGUGGUACUCUCCUGUCGGCAUCGCCUCUCUGAUUUCGGGAAAGAUCGCAGCUAUCGGGGACCUGGAGGUGGUAGCCAGGCAGCUGGGCAUGUACAUGGUGACUGUCAUUGUGGGUCUGGUGAUCCACGGGGGCUUGAUCCUACCCGCUAUAUUCUUUGCAAUCACCAGAAAAAGCCCCUUUGCUUUCUACUCUGGGAUCUUCCAGGCGUGGAUCACAGCCUUGGGCACUGCUAGCAGUAUGACCGCCACGCUGGCCAGUGUUGGAGCCGCCAGUAUUCCUAGCGCUGGACUGGUAACCAUGCUACUGAUCCUGACAGCUGUCGGCCUGCCUACCCAGGACAUCAGCCUGCUGAUCGCUGUCGACUGGCUGCUUGACCGAAUGCGUACCUCCAUCAAUGUCGUUGGCGACUCAUUCGGUGCCGGGAUUGUGGAUCACUUGUCAAAGACGGAGCUCGCCGAACUUGAUGCGGCCGAAAUGCAAACGCUCUCGCAAGAGGGGGAGCUCGAUUUCGUCCCUCCGCCGCCAAUCCUCACGGAGAUGGACAUGGUCGACCCUCUCAAACCGCCCGAGCUGCCUCCUCGUUCCCCUCGCCCACCCAAACAAAACCACCACAGUCACAUACUCUCCCAAUCCCACUCCAUCACUUACUCGCCAUCCCGUUCUGUCCGGUCUCCGUCACCACGCUCCAUCAGUUCUCCCUCUCCGCGUUCCGUCUGUUCCCACUCUCCCAGGCCUUUCCGUACUCAUUCCCCACGCCUCCUGCGCAGGACAGAGCCGGGAUAUUGUGUCCUGCCCAGCCAUGACAAUCAGAUUCCCACACUGCCACGCUCCUACAGGGAGAGAGAGCGAGACCGAGAGAGAGAAAGAGACAGGGAGCGGGAGCGACUGAGGCGAGAGAGUGAAACCGAGGAGGAAGAGGAGAGGGAGAGGGUUCUGGGCGAAGUAAGCGACGGCGAGGAGAGCGAUGACACUGCUUACGAUCGAAGGCACACCAUCCCGCCGUGCGACCUGCCGUGAUCAGAUUUCACCACCAGCGUGUUUCACAGUCGAUUUGUUUCCACUUUUACGACAGGUUUUAACCACUUUCAGCUUCACUCUUCAGUGGAGGUACAGAGUGGGUUGCAUUGCUAAUUUUUCAAUGCACGGAUCUUAAAAUGUCAUGAUGGCAAUGCAGUGUAAUAUUCCCAAGAAGGGCCCUUAAAAACCAGGCCUGAGACUUUUGCUCUGUGAUUGGAUGCUGAAAGAGUUUCUUUUCCUCCUUAUCUUAUCUACUCCAGUCUUGAUUUAUAAUUUUUCUUCUGAAAUCCACCCAAACCUAAAAUGUUCCCAAAUGCAUACACGUCCACGAAUUCAACUGAUGCCAGAGAAUGUGAGUCUGCUCUUGAUGAAAAAAGUCUGCUGGUGCUCUUACCAGCCUUCUAACGCACAAACAGGAAAUCAUUUUGCUCAGAUUCCCUUUAAGGAAGUUUUAAAAAAUUUACUUUAAAAGAAAAGUUUGACAUUUUGAGGACAUUUGCAGUGAGGAAAAAUGUAUUCACAGUUAAAGACUAAUAUCAUUAACUGUAAAUAUAUGUAGAACUUCAGGUAG